Messenger RNA from Rosa chinensis, 4154 nucleotides. RefSeq names its product receptor-like protein EIX1. The transcript has 2 exons. Bases 1061 to 3991 code for a protein of 976 amino acids. Gene Ontology annotation, molecular function: protein binding. Lineage: Eukaryota; Viridiplantae; Streptophyta; Magnoliopsida; Rosales; Rosaceae. The record is from RefSeq and is a predicted model, not a curated record.
CGACUUCAAGCCCUUGUUAGAUAAAAAGGCUGCUAGAAUCAGUAACCAAAUGAGGCUGCUUUUCUUUAUUUGUCUGUCAGUUUUAUAGUUGCUCCUUUAAACUUACAGUGGCUUGAUUCGUCUACAAGCAUAUAGGUGCUGGUUUGAGUUCAAGGAGGGAGUCUGCUAAUUCUCCUCUCAUGAGCUGGCAGCCUCCAUGCCGUCUGGUUUGCUUAAGUCAAAUGUCAAUGCCCCUUUUCUUCAACCUAGUUUGUCAAACUGGUGCUUUAGUUAGGGACUCAAUAGGUUGUAUGUGAAUGCUGCUUUGGGAAAGCAAACCCAGCCGAUUUAUCUGUUCAGUGAAAAAACCACUCCUGCUUCCUUUUGAACCCUCUGCUUAACCUUUGCCAUAAUUGCCCAGCCAUAUUCUUCUUCUAUGGGUUUUACUUAAUUGGUAGACAAAUGCAUUUUAACUGUUGCACUAUUUUCACAAUCUAUUGUUUUGUACCUUUUAAGUCUCUUGUUUUUCUACCAGCUCCAAAUUUUUUUUUUCCUUCCUCUUUUCUCUUUUGACCGUAUUUCUCUUUACCAAGGAAAUUUGUUGUGUUGAAAUCUGUAUAAUAAUCAAUUUCAAAGUUGUAUUUAUUUAUUAUUAUUAUUUCACAAAUCUAUGUCUAAUAUUGAAAUUCGAAGGAAGCCGGUCAAUUUUGUCUUAUCCAUGUCGAUCAAGGAAACUUACCCCGACCAAUCAAUACAACCAAAAUGGCAUUGAAGCGGUCUCAGUACAAAGAAAAAUAAUAUGGACAAAUAAGUCAUCCACCUUAUCAGUCCAACCUUUGACCAAAGAAAACAAAACCAUUAGUCUCUGCUUGACUUAGUGCUUAGCUUAUACUGGAAUCAAUCUAGCUUGACUUUAAGAGCCAAAUAAUCAUUAACAAUUGAAAACAAUAGGUAGGAUAAAGCUAUGAGCAUGGUAUAAUAUUUCUGCAAUCAACUUCCAGACCAUUCGCUAAAUACAGAUCCUUUGCUCAUUCCCAAUUCUGAUACACAUUGCAGAUCAUCUCCUGAGCCGAUCAUAAUCAUGUUAUCCACAACCCUAAGUAACAGGCCCAUGAGCUCUGUCUUGGUUGGAUUACUAUGCCUGGUCACUACCUCUGCUAUUUGUUGUCUAUGUAGUGGGAUCAGUCCCAACACUAGGUGCAUAGCGAGUGAAAAAACUGCACUUCUUCGGUUCAAGCAGGGACUCCUAGACGAGUCAAAUGUUCUUGCCUCUUGGGAAAACCAGAAAGACUGUUGCGAGUGGAGAGGAAUAGCAUGCAACAACCAAACAGGACAUCUGAUCAUGCUCGAUCUGUACUAUAAUUCUUCUGAUGUUUACAAUGUUGAAACUCCCUUAAGAGGUGUGAUUGCUCCUUCACUACUUGAAUUGCAAUAUCUAAGUUACUUGGACCUCAGUAACAAUUACUUUGAAGGAAUGAUUCCCAAUUUUAUUGGUUCUUUGAGUCAGUUGAAAGUACUCAAACUUGCAGGUGCUAGUUUCACUGGACCUAUUCCUCCCCAACUUGGGAAUCUCUCUAAGUUGCAUACUCUUGAUCUCGCAUGGAAUGUUGUAACUUUUGAAAAUCUCGAGUGGUUAACUCAUCUUUAUUCCUUGAGAUGCCUGAACAUGUCAGGUCUAAAUUUUUCUGAGUCUGUAAAUUGGCCAGAGUCUAUAAGCAAGCUGCCAUCACUGGUAGAGCUUCAGUUAUCUUCAUGUAAUCUUCCUAAUGUUGAUUUGAGAUCACUUUCCUCUAUUAAUUCUUCCACCACUCUUGAAGUCCUUGAGCUCUCUGAUAAUCUUCUCAACUCUUCAAUUUUUUAUUGGAUAGCCAAUGUCAGCACCAAGUUUGUCCAUAUUGGACUGAUGGGAGAUCAAUUACAAGGUCCAAUCCCAGAUGUUUUCGCAAAAAUGGUUUCUCUAGUAUCUCUUGAUCUCUCUUAUAACCAUCUAGAAGGUGGGAUCCCAAAAUCCUUUCAAAACAUUUGCAGCUUAGAAUCAUUGAAUUUAUGGGAAAAUAAAUUGUCUGACAGACUUGAAAACUCUGUCAAAAACUUGGCUUGUUCUGAAAGUACCCUUAAGUCAUUGUUCUUAAGUGGGAAUCCAUUUUGGGGGUCCUUUCCUGCUGAACUUACACAAUUUGUAUCCUUGACAGAAUUAUACAUUGAUGGUACCAAUAUGAGUGGAUUGCUCCCGAAAGGUUUACAGCAACUUUCCCAGCUAAGAUCCUUGAGCUUAGUUUUUAACCAGUUCAGCGGUUCAUUGCCAGAUUUUACUGGUCUUCCAUCACUAAGGUUGUUAUUUCUUUCCAACAAUCAAUUCAACGGAUCUAUACCUGAGAGUAUGGGGCUUCUUUCCAGCCUCGAAUAUUUGACUGUUUCUUGGAAUUCUUUGACUGGUGCCCUCACUGAAGCUCACUUUUCAAACCUGUCUCGUUUAAGGUCUUUGUCUAUAGAUCACAAUCCUUUGUCUUUCAACUUGAGCUUCAAUUGGAAUCCACCUUUUCAACUAGAAACUUUAGAUGUGUCUUCUUGCAAGAUAGGUCCAGCUUUUCCCAGGUGGAUUCAAAAGCAGAGAGAACUCACUUCUCUUUUUAUGUCCAAUGCAAGUAUUUCAGAUUCAGUACCUAAUGAGUUUUGGGAUCUAUCUUCCAGCUUAUUUGAAUUAAAUCUCUCCAUGAACCAAAUCCAUGGGAAGUUACCUGAUCUAUCAACAAAAAAUUGCUCCUACUUUACAUUUGACUUGUCAUCUAAUCACUUGUUUGGUCAACUCCCCCCAUUCCCUCCAAAUGUCGGCAUCCUGCAUCUCUCCAAAAACAUGUUUUCAGGACCCUUAUCUUCCUUUUGUCCAACAGAAGCUCAGAAGUUGUCGAAUCUUGACCUUUCUGACAACUUACUAUCAGGGGAACUUCCUAGUUGUUGGAUCAAGUAUCAGGAAUUGCUGUCGUUGAAUUUGGGAAACAAUACUUUCUCUGGAAAUAUUCCAAGCACAGUAGGCUACUUAAAGAAUCUUGUAUUGUUACGCUUACAGGAUAACAAGCUCUCAGGAGAUUUGCCUUCUCUAGAGAACUGUACUGAGCUGAGGGUUGUUGACCUUGGAACCAAUAGAUUAUCUGGAAGAAUACCAGCAUGGAUAGGCCAAACCCUGACCAAGUUGUUGGUUCUGCGCUUACAUUUUAAUGAGUUCUAUGGAAGCUUACCCUUAAGUCUCUGUGGUCUAUCUGUUAUUCAUGUUCUGGACCUGUCUCAGAACAACAUAUCUGGAGCAUUGCCACAUUGCCUCAAUAACAUUACAGCUUACACUUCUAUGUCUUCUCAGUUGGAGGAUCUCACAAUUCUUGGGUUUGUGCAACUGGUCUGGAAAGGAAUAAAUAUUCAGUGGGGCGAAAAUCUCAAGCACUUGAGAAGCAUUGACAUUUCGAGUAAUUACUUAAGUGGGGAUAUUCCGGAAACUAUGACAAGUAUGAUGAGGUUGAUUUCUCUGAACCUGUCAAGAAAUAAUUUGACUGGAGUGCUUCCCAGUGAUUUUGGACAGCUCAAGAACUUAGAAUCUCUUGAUUUAUCACGAAACCAGCUAUCUGGUAACAUUCCUGCAAGCCUUUCGCGCUUAAACUUUCUUAGUGUCUUGAACCUUUCAUACAACAACUUGUCAGGAAGAAUUCCACUAGGUACUCAACUUCAGAGUUUUAAUGCCUCUGCAUACAUGGACAACCUUGGACUUUGCGGACCACCGCUAACUCCACUGUGUCCUGGAGAUGCAACAAAUCAAGAUUCUCCACCCACUAGUGGAGCUGAAGGGGAUAAAACAGAACAAGACGAAGAUGGUCUAAUAACGUUGGGGUUCUAUGUUAGCUCAGUGCUUGGAUUCAUCAUAGGAUUCUGGGGAUUCUGUGCCCCUUUGUUGCUUAAGAUUUCUUGGAGAAUUGCCUACUUCCAGUACUUGAAUGAUAUUAAAAUUUGGAACUGCCAUGUAUGAGGCGAGCUUACGGAGAAGAUUUCAAUAAUCAAUGAUACUGCUGGCGUAUUUGAUAUUGUGGUGUGUUUGGUUGCUCAAGCUGUGGUGACUUGCUUUUCCUUUCUACCUUAAGUGUAAUGCCUAAACUUAUUUUUAUUGUUUCAAGUAGGAAAACAAAAUAUCA